Messenger RNA from Didymosphaeria variabile, 519 nucleotides. RefSeq lists its product as uncharacterized. The transcript has 3 exons. The record is from RefSeq and is a predicted model, not a curated record. NCBI's taxonomy places the organism in Eukaryota, Fungi, Ascomycota, Dothideomycetes, Pleosporales, Didymosphaeriaceae. Bases 1 to 519 code for a protein of 172 amino acids.
AUGGACACCUCACUGUUGUCGCUUCCAAUGCGGCUGAAACGCGCACUCCCUUCUGAUGAGGACGCACCGAGCAUCCGAGAACUGGUCGAUGCCACCAGCAAGAGAAAGAUCGCACAGCCUCUCACUCGGAGAAUGAAAGCCAUACGCGCAAUUCAAGAGAACUGGCCUGACGGCUGGGACGGAAGUACGAUCCCGCCGGAGAGACUUAUCAUCCGUGACAUCGCCCCGCGAAUCGAGGUGGACGGUAAAAAGGCCCUUGCUGGUGAGGACGAUGUUGCGCUGCUGCCGCCCGGACAAUGGGCAAAACGCUUCGUGGAUGCCCUCAAAGAGCUGAGCGACCUCACGAAGAACAACCGCAUGAGUGCGAUGAACAGACUGACAUUCGCGGUGCAAAUGCGGACGGUAUUCGGAACUGGGGAUGACCAAUGGGAAUGGACAAGGGAGCGGUUCGCACUUGAAGUGCUAUGCAAGGACAUCAUGGAACUUUGUGCAAAGAUUAGGAAGGAGUCGAAGGCAUAG